CGUGCUACGUGUCUGUCGUGUAACCAAAAUCGCUCUCACAAAGUACCGUAAAUCGGGACUUGGCCACUUAUUUGACGUGACAUCGUAGAAAUUAGACUUAUCCGAAGUAAAUCUGUGAUCCUUUUAGUUUAAUUCAGUGCCCAUCAAAAUGGGGAUCAAAUUUUUAGAAGUAAUCAAACCGUUCUGCAGUAUCCUGCCUGAAAUAGCCAAGCCUGAAAGAAAGAUUCAAUUCAGGGAGAAAGUACUAUGGACGGCGAUCACACUUUUCAUUUUUCUCGUAUGUUGUCAGAUUCCACUGUUUGGCAUUAUGAGUUCAGACUCGGCCGAUCCGUUUUAUUGGAUACGUGUAAUUUUAGCUUCAAACAGAGGAACCCUGAUGGAGUUGGGUAUUUCCCCGAUUGUUACUUCCGGAUUGAUUAUGCAACUUCUAGCAGGAGCGAAGAUAAUUGAAGUUGGGGAUACACCGAAAGACCGAGCUUUGUUCAACGGCGCACAAAAAUUAUUCGGUAUGGUCAUCACCGUGGGCCAAGCCAUCGUAUACGUAAUGACCGGCAUGUACGGAGACCCCGCCGAAAUAGGCGCAGGUGUAUGUCUCUUAAUCAUCAUCCAACUGUUCGUUGCUGGUCUCAUUGUUCUACUCCUCGACGAACUCCUCCAAAAAGGCUACGGUCUUGGUUCUGGCAUUUCCCUCUUCAUUGCAACCAACAUUUGUGAAACAAUCAUCUGGAAGGCGUUCUCACCAGCCACAGUAAACACCGGCCGAGGAACGGAAUUCGAAGGCGCUGUAAUCGCCCUCUUCCACCUACUGACCACACGUCAGGACAAAAUCCGAGCACUUCGUGAGGCCUUCUACCGUCAAAAUCUACCCAACUUGAUGAAUCUUCUAGCCACUGUUCUCGUUUUUGCGAUAGUUAUAUACUUCCAAGGGUUCAGGGUUGAUCUCCCAAUCAAAAGUGCGAGAUACCGUGGCCAGUACUCGAGUUAUCCGAUCAAACUUUUCUACACUUCUAAUAUCCCCAUUAUUUUGCAAUCAGCUCUGGUUUCGAAUCUUUACGUUAUUUCGCAAAUGUUGGCCGUCAAAUUCCAAGGCAACUUCCUUAUUAAUUUAUUAGGGGUUUGGGCUGAUGUUGGUGGUGGGGGCCCAGCUCGCUCUUAUCCAAUCGGAGGUCUCUGUUACUACCUCUCCCCUCCUGAAAGCGUCGGUCAUAUUCUUGAAGACCCGAUUCACGCACUUUUGUACAUUGUCUUCAUGUUGGGUUCUUGUGCCUUCUUCUCCAAGACGUGGAUCGAGGUGUCCGGAAGUUCAGCAAAAGAUGUAGCGAAGCAGUUGAAGGAGCAACAGAUGGUCAUGAGGGGACAUCGCGAUAAUUCGAUGAUUCACGAACUGAACCGGUAUAUUCCGACAGCAGCAGCUUUCGGCGGGCUUUGUAUCGGAGCUCUGUCUGUUUUGGCCGAUUUCUUGGGUGCGAUUGGUUCAGGCACCGGUAUUUUGCUGGCUGUCACUAUUAUUUACCAGUACUUCGAAAUUUUUGUUAAAGAACAGAGCGAUAUGGGCGGCAUGGGGGCCCUUCUAUUUUAAAGCAAUCGAAAUAUCGUGCGUGCGAUAUUGUGAUUUUCUUAUUGUUAAUUGUAAAUGUUGACUGUCGCAUUUGCUCAUUCUUACAGGUGUAGAUUUAGUUAAUUGAGGAUGCGACAGUUAACGUUUUGUCUUGAUCAGGUGUGAUCAAUUUUUUGUACUAAGAAGAUAAUAUUACAAAUAUUUUUUCAUUGUAUAUUCACAUUUAGUUCCCCUCUGCAUUUUAUGGAUGUUGAUAUUUGUGAAUGGCGCUCCGUAAGACACGUCUGGUAUUUACAUACUUGCAUCAUUUUCAUGCAAACGGUUGUGUGUUUUGGUCAUUUUGUUAUAGAUUAUAAUUUAUUUUAAAUACAACUAAUUUCCAUAAU
Messenger RNA from Tribolium castaneum (red flour beetle), 1944 nucleotides. RefSeq names its product Sec61 alpha subunit (gene Sec61alpha). The record is from RefSeq and is a predicted model, not a curated record. Gene Ontology annotation, biological process: SRP-dependent cotranslational protein targeting to membrane, translocation; post-translational protein targeting to membrane, translocation. The coding region runs from base 149 to 1579 and encodes 476 amino acids. Gene Ontology annotation, cellular component: Sec61 translocon complex; membrane. Gene Ontology annotation, molecular function: signal sequence receptor activity; ribosome binding; transmembrane protein transporter activity. The transcript is spliced from 5 exons. Lineage: Eukaryota; Metazoa; Arthropoda; Insecta; Coleoptera; Tenebrionidae.